AUGGCAGAUGUGAAUGAAUAUUUCUCUAUUGACUUGUCUAAUGAUGGAGGUAUGAGUGAGGCUGAUGAUUCUGUGGCUGUGGCUGAUGAUGGCAAUAAUGAGAAUUCUAAUCCAGAUCGUUGCAAAUUAAUCCCUGACUUGACAGCUGAUGAGAUAAGGGAGCUGGUGUUUUGUUAUGAGAAGGAUGCUGUUGAAUUUUACCAACACUAUGCCCAUUUCAAAGGUUUUGGUGCAAGGAAAGAUGAUGUCCGUCGUGAUCGAAAGGGUAAUAUUAUUAGUCGUCAACUGGUGUGUAAUAGGGAAGGUGAGAGACAUGAGAAGCAUGUGAAUAAGGUUAGCCGAGUCAAAGAAGCAAAGCCUAUUACCAGAGUGGCUUGCCCAGCAAAGUUCCGUGUCCGUUUUCAUGCAGACUCAAGCAAGUGGAAGGUUGUGCUAUUUGAACCAGAACACAAUCAUGGGUUGACACCUGCAUCCCACGUUCAUUUAAUGCCCUCAUUCAGGGGAUUGACUGAUGGUGACAAGGCUCAAGUAGACAGUCUAAAGCUGUAUGGGGUGAGAAGUUGCAACAUAAUGGGGCUUUUGAUGGGUCAGAAAGGUGGGCAUGAAUCGGUGGGUUUUCUGAAAAAGGACUUAUAUAAUCAUGUUGAUAAGAAGAAAAGGAUAAGUUUAGGUGCUGGAGAUGCAGCCAGUGCAUUGAGUUAUUUGCAGCGUAAGGGGGAGAAGGAUCCCAUCACCUACAAGAAGAACAAGUACAACAAACCGGUUGUUAUCUUUUCUGGCUACAAUCAUCACAAGGAGACUACAAUUUUUGCAUGUGCCUUGGUUUGUGAUGAGACCAUUGAGACUUACAAAUGGGUCCUGAAAGCCUUGGAUGAAGCUAUGUUUGCAAAGCAACCCAAAGCUGUUGUGACUGAUGGAGACAAAUCUAUGCGUGAAGCAGUAAAGGUUGUGUUUCCUAAUGCUACUCAUAGGCUUUGUGGAUGGCAUAUUCAGCAAAACUGUCUUGAGAAAAUUAAGAUUCCAGAUUUCUUGAAUGAAUUUAAGACUUUGAUUUAUGGGAAUUUCACUCCAGAACGUUUUGAAACUAAAUGGCUGCAAGUGAUUGAAAAGUAUGGUAUUGGUGAGGAAAAAUGGAUUAAACAGACGUAUGAAACUAGGCAGAUGUGGGCAACUGCUUUUAUGCGAGAGAAAUUUUUUGCCGGUAUCAGGACUACCUCUCUAUGUGAAGGAAUUAACUCAUUUAUUAAGAGGUAUGUGCAGUGCAAAAAUAGCAUCCUUGAUUUCAUUUAUAACUUUGAGAGAGCUAUGGAGGAGUAUAGGCAUAAUGAGUUAGUCUCUGAUUUCAAGUCAAGUUAUGGUGAGCCUGUCUUGAUUACUGCUUUGAGUCACUUUGAACAAGGAGCAGCAAAGUUGUUGACAUUGAAUAUGUUUAGGGAAGUGAGACAUAUGAUUCAACGAGCACUUAACCUUAAUCUUGUUGAACGAUCAGAGAUUGGUACCACAGUGAUGAUAAAGUUUAGAAUUCGUCGUCAUCCAAACACUCAGUUCUUGGUCAUUUAUGACAAAAAUCAGAACAUGUUUGAUUGUGAUUGUGGGUUUUCUGAAUAUGUUGGCAUACCUUGUUCUCACAUUAUAUGUGCUAUGAGAACUGAGAACAUGAAUGAAUUCCCUGCUAGUCUUGUUUCUAAAAGGUGGCUGAAGACUGCAAAGGCUGAUUCAUUACAAUCUAUCCCUGCUAUGGAGGUUGAUACUGAUAGAAUGAAAAUGCUGCGUAGAGGUGCAAUUUCUGCUGCAUGCAACUUUCUGAGUGAAUAUGGUGCUGAUGACUCUUCUGAUUUCUCAAAUGUUAUCGAGGACAUAUACAAGCUUGUCAUGAAAUUUCAGAAACGUCGCCAUCCCAAUUAUGCUGCAACCAAUUUAUUUGUCAUUGGUGACCCAACUGUUGUCAAAACAAAAGGCGCUCCACGGAAGAAGAAGUAUAAGAAGACGAAAAGGCUAUGCUCUAAUUGCAAAAAGGGUGGCCACACAAUCAGGACAUGUCCUACGAUAUUUGAGGGUAAUGAAGUUGGAGAAAUUUUUCAGAUGCUGAAGAAGAUGAAGAUUCAUCUGUUGAAAUUGAUGGUGAUAACACUGCUGAUACUUAUGUGCCAUCAUUACGAGGAGAUAAUGGAGAGACUCCUAUGGCUCCGCCGCUCUCCAUAUUAG
Lotus japonicus is the source of this 2205-nucleotide messenger RNA. Its product is annotated as protein FAR1-RELATED SEQUENCE 5-like. Gene Ontology annotation, molecular function: nucleic acid binding; zinc ion binding. The transcript has 3 exons. The record is from RefSeq and is a predicted model, not a curated record. The coding region runs from base 1 to 2205 and encodes 734 amino acids. Lineage: Eukaryota; Viridiplantae; Streptophyta; Magnoliopsida; Fabales; Fabaceae.